Molecule: messenger RNA, 1369 nt
Organism: Leptinotarsa decemlineata (Colorado potato beetle)
Lineage: Eukaryota; Metazoa; Arthropoda; Insecta; Coleoptera; Chrysomelidae
Product: GDNF-inducible zinc finger protein 1
Biological process (GO): regulation of transcription by RNA polymerase II
Cellular component (GO): nucleus
Molecular function (GO): DNA binding; protein binding
Source: RefSeq, a predicted model, not a curated record
UAUUUUUGAGAUGGUAUUUCAGCCAAACGUUUUAAAAUUUAUUUUCUUAGUAUUAUAAAUGAUAAUUGAGUUCAGUGAAAUAGAGAAUGUCUUUGGCGGGCGAUCAACAAUUUUGUUUGAGAUGGAAUAAUUUUCAAGCAAACAUAACUUCUCAAUUUGAAACAUUGCGCGACGACGAGGAUUUUACUGAUGUGACAAUUGCCUGUGAAGGGCAGAGAUUACAGGGUCAUAAAGUUGUAUUAUCUGCUUGUAGUCCGUUUUUCAAAGAACUGUUUAAAACAAACCCAUGCUCUCACCCCAUUAUUUUCAUGCGAGAUGUGGAGGCUCGUCACAUUAUAGCAUUAAUGGAGUUCAUGUACGCAGGAGAAGUGAAUAUAGCCCAAGCUCAUUUAUCAACAUUUCUCAAAACAGCAGAAUCUCUGAAAAUUCGUGGAUUGACAGAUACUUCAGCAGACUUCAAAAAUGAUGGAGACACCCUAUUUUCAAACCAUCAAAAAAGUUCCAUACUGAAAAAUAAUUUAUGUAAAACACCAGCAAUAUCAUCUUCAAGUACCGUAACAUCUAGUCAAGACAUACCUGAUAUCAGCUUACCAAAUGAGUCAAGUCCACCUUUGAAGAGGGUUUGUAAGUCUGAACCUCAGCUAUUCCAUUUGAAAAAGGAGGAAGCAAUUAAUCCUUUCGCUUUUAUUGAGAAUUGCAAUCAGAUGGAAACACUGAAAAGUAUACAGCCAAAAGUAGAGCUUCCUGACUAUUUGAGUGAUGAGGGAGAUGAAGAUGUUGAUGAAAAUGAGACUGAUGGUUUGUCACAUUUUUAUCCAACAGCAGACUUAACCGAAUUACCAGGUGGAGUGGAAGUUACUCCUCAAAUAACGGGUUUCAAUGGGAAGGACGUUAUUAAACAGGAACCUUUUGGACAAGGCACUGACAUUCGAAAGCUGCACUCGCUGGACCCCCGACCUUGCGAUGAAUGCGGUAAAAUAUACAGCAACCUCUCCAACUUGCGGCAGCACAUGAGGCUCAUCCAUUAUCCUACUUACGUGCAGUGCAGUUUCUGCCACAAGCAAUUCAAAACGGAUCUUUACUUGCGCAGACACAUCAUGAGUGCCCAUAGUGGUCUAAAUAUAGGUUAUUUCAAGACUAGCAUGCCGAAUGAUAUAAGAACUUUUCAUAAUAUCAAAUAUUUUGACGUUAAUGCUAUUCAUAAGAAUAAUGUACCCCCGAAGUAUGAUAGAGUAGGAAUAUAUUCAAAUCAAAAGUGAUUAUAUCAUUAUCACUAAGGUUCAUUUGACCCAAGUUCUUUUUUAGAUAGGAUUGCUUCAAGUCCGAGGUUGUAUCCAUUUUUGCAAAGCUAAUAUAGACUUUCGAAUGA